This is a messenger RNA of Mesocricetus auratus (golden hamster), 888 nucleotides long. Its product is annotated as phospholipase A2, membrane associated-like. The record is from RefSeq and is a predicted model, not a curated record. The coding region runs from base 149 to 589 and encodes 146 amino acids. Gene Ontology annotation, biological process: phospholipid metabolic process; lipid catabolic process; arachidonate secretion. Lineage: Eukaryota; Metazoa; Chordata; Mammalia; Rodentia; Cricetidae. The transcript is spliced from 5 exons. Gene Ontology annotation, molecular function: phospholipid binding; calcium ion binding.
CAGGAUUUGACACGCCCAGCUCUCCAUCCAUGUGCCUCACCAACCCCAACCCUGCAGAAGGAAUAGCUAUUUAAGGGCAGUUGGACUUCAGGAAAACCAGACAGGCCCCUGAACAAGACACUGCAGCAUCAUCUGAGAGGCUGACAACAUGAAGGUCCUCCUGCUGCUAGCAGCCUUGAUCAUGGUCUUUGGCCCAAUCCAGAUCCAAGCCAGCAUUGCCGAGUUUGGGCAAAUGAUCCUGCUUAAGACAGGAAAGAGACCUGACACCAGCUAUGCCUUCUAUGGUUGUCACUGUGGCGUGGGUGGCAGAGGAUCCCCCAAGGAUGCGACAGAUCGGUGCUGUGCGGCUCAUGACUGUUGCUACGACCGUCUACAGAAAAGGGGCUGUGGCACAAAAUUUCUGACCUACAAGUUCAGCUACCGAGGGGGCAAAAUCACCUGCUCUGCAAACCAGAACUCCUGUAGGAAACAGCUGUGCCAGUGUGAUAAAGUUGCCACUGAAUGUUUUGCCCGGAACCGGAAAAGCUACAGUUUGAAGUACCAAUUCUAUCCCAACAAGUUUUGUAGUGGAAAGUCACCUAAGUGCUGAGAGAGGCGCCUUUCUCGGUGUCUGGACACAUUGUCUGCUCUAGUAACCCUCUGCACCCCAGCCAAGUCCCCCCAGUGAAAAACGCCCCUCUCCCACCCUAGAGGCAUGGUGGGGGCCCUCUUGUCAUGACCCAGAAUGAGCCACCAAAGCCUGAUGAGUUAGGCUGACCUUUCCCCAACACUCAUCUACCUGGGACUAACGGAUUGCCCAUUCCCACUUUCUCUUGGCAUCCAACUUCCUGACUCGAAGUACCAAAAGAGUCCUGAGAGAUUCUUACAAAUAAAGUAAUUUUUCAAUGA